Molecule: messenger RNA, 1647 nt
Organism: Nothobranchius furzeri (turquoise killifish)
Lineage: Eukaryota; Metazoa; Chordata; Actinopteri; Cyprinodontiformes; Nothobranchiidae
Product: growth-regulated alpha protein
Biological process (GO): immune response
Cellular component (GO): extracellular region
Molecular function (GO): chemokine activity
Source: RefSeq, a predicted model, not a curated record
GAGCUGCUGGCUGCUUCACACCAUCAGGAGUCCAGAGCCACAGCACACACAGAGGUGGAAACCUGCAGCAUCACGAUGACAUCAGCUCUGAUGGGUCUCCUCGCCUGCCUGCUCGUCGUCUCUGCACAAGCGCAGCAAUCCAACAGGUCCAACAAAUGCAAGUGUUCCAGCAGCUUACUGGCCAGAUUCAACGCCAAGCUCAUCCAGGGAGAGCCGCUGGUUCAUCAGCCGAGUAGCUUCUGUCCUCUCAUGGAGAUCAUCAUCACAACUAAACAGGGGAAAGAAAAAUGUCUGGAUCCAAAGUCACAACUUGGAAAGUUUAUUCUGAUGAAGAAACUAAAGCACAGAGAGGCUGGAGCCGCACACCUGACAACAACUUCUGCUCAGACCUCCAGCUCAGACUCAACCAGAUGCCACGUGGCUUCCAGCAAAUAGACCCAGCCUCGACCUGCAGGAGAGGAACAGAAGCCCGGCAGACGGAUCAGGACCAUUUCCUUCCGAGGGAGACCCACCAGCACCACGGCCGCUUUGUGUUGCAACAUUUUUCAUCACAGAAAACAAAAUGUUUUGUUUUCAUAUCUCGUGUUUUGACUCUGAUUUCCAUCAGCUGUUAGAAACUGGUUCCAGUCUGAUCUCCUCUGGAGUUCCUGACAUGCUCGGAGUGCCAAAACACAUGAAGGAGUCAACAACCAGAUCCUAAAAGUACACCAGAUGGACCAUGUCUUUUAGAUGAAUGAUCAUUCUAGUUUGACUGAAACUGUUUAUUUUUAUAUAAGUUUAGCUAAACUAAUCUAUUCUUCCAGAAUCAUCCAUGUACAAUCAAACUAACUCAAAAAUACCAAUUCUUUCACAGACCAGGAACUUAUUUUCACUUUAGUUUAACUUCAUUUUUUACUUUAGUUUAACUUUUAUUUCAUCCAAUUUCUCACGUUGGUUACACACAGGGGCGGAUUUAGCAAUUUGGGGGCCCAAGGUGAACACAGACAUGGGGCCCCUUACACAAAAUUUUCGACAGUCUUACCUUUAACUGGAUUUGUGAAACUCUCCCCUCUUCUGACACGAGUUACUUUCCCUUUUUAUUAGUCCUCCUCUUUUUUCCUGUAUUUCCCUUUGAGCGCUUUCAAUAUUUGCUCUGCUUUCUUCUUCCUGUCAGGGCUCCUGUGCUUCAGCUUUAGUUAUUUAUUUUUUCUAUUUUCCAUUUUGGUCUAUGGUUUCCUCCCUUUAAACAUUUUCCAUUGUCUUUCCUUUCUGCUUCCUUUUGAUGUUUACAUCGAAAAACGACGUCACUUUCAGAAGUGAAAAUAAAAGCUUUUAUGAAGCGAGCUGCUUCGUUCUCUUAUUGGAGCCACUAGGAUAACUCCAUGUCAUGCUGAAUGUUUUGACUAUCGCUUUGAGUUUUUACGAACGCUCCCGCCUCUCUUCUUCUUAUUUGUGGUCUUAUGGGACUUGGCAAACAACAGUUUGGUGCAUUACCGCCACCAACUGGAUUGGAGUGGAAUGACUACCAAUCACUUCCUGUUUGUGCAUCGCCAUCUUAAUAACCCUCUUAUGACCAUAAUUAUAACAGGGCCGUCUGGUAUGUUUUUAAUCUUAUGGCUGUAAAAUUGUAAUAAAAAGUGCAAAGUGUGUGUAACUUUUUCAGAACAA